AUGCAGCAUGUUAUGCUUUAUUGCUUUAAAAAAGGUGAUAGUACAAAUGAUAUUACAGAUGAAAUUUAUACUGUUUACGGGAAUGAUGCUACUAUUACGAUCAUCCAUAAUUGGUUUAAGAGAUUUAGAGAUGGCAAUUUUAACUCGAAAGAUGAAAAUCGCAGCAGUUGUCCAGCAACGACGAAGAUGGAUUUUAUCAAGGCUAUACUCGCUGAAAAUCCGCGAUAUAGUGUGCAAGAAAUAGUGAAUGCCAUUAACAUUUCCAGGAAAACGAAAACGAAACUUAGCGAAGCCAUCAUGAUGAGACCACGACAAUGCAAAACCACAUGUUGCAAUGACUGUAAGAGAAAAGCUGUUAUGGAUUGA
This is a messenger RNA of Apis mellifera (honey bee), 366 nucleotides long. RefSeq lists its product as uncharacterized. The transcript has 2 exons. Lineage: Eukaryota; Metazoa; Arthropoda; Insecta; Hymenoptera; Apidae. The record is from RefSeq and is a predicted model, not a curated record. Bases 1 to 366 code for a protein of 121 amino acids.